GCCAGAAUAGGUGAUGCUUCGAGACUUAUGUUACCUUUUGAUGGGCUUCUUGUCUACCUCCUUGGGCAGUGCUGGUCCCCCACGCAGCCGGAUCGUUGGAGGACACGAAGCGAAGCCCCACUCAAGGCCUUACUCAGCAGCUUUGAAAGUCAAUGGACAUUUUGGAUGCGGGGGGUUCCUCAUUGCUCCCCAGUGGGUGCUGACUGCAGCCCAUUGCAAUGGAGAGAUUUCUGUUGUUUUGGGUGCACACGAUCUGGACGCUGUUGAAAACACCCAGCAAAUGAUGGAAGUCGAAAGCUACCACAAAUAUCCCGGUUAUGUCAUAAUGGAGGGCGUCCCUUUCAAUGACAUUCUUCUGCUGAAGCUGAGACACGAAGCCAAGCUGAAUGAGUAUGUCCAAGUGAUUCCUAUACCAAUCUCCAUGGAUGACCUUCCCAAAGACACCAAAUGCUUUGUGGCGGGAUGGGGCCGGAUCGAUGCGACGUUCAAACCCACGCCGAAGCUGUUUGAGACCAACGUGACGGCUCUUGGCCGUAGAAAGUGUCUCGUGUUUCGCCCAGAAAUGACUGAUGGGAUGCUGUGCGCAGGCAGCCGGGCCACUCUCUGUGAUGUCAGCAACGGGGAUUCCGGGAGCGCCUUGGUCUGCAACGGGGUGGCCCACGGCAUCGUCUCCUAUGGUUUUCAGGUCCCCCCUUCGAUAUACACCCGCGUUGCAGCCUUCCUUCCUUGGAUCCAAGAGAUGAUGGGGUGAAAGCUGAGGAAGAGAGAAAAAUCCACUGCAAUGUUUCAAGUGCCUUUGUUUCGUUUUCCUGCGCUUUCCAGAUGCUUU
Candoia aspera is the source of this 829-nucleotide messenger RNA. Its product is annotated as mast cell protease 2-like. The coding region runs from base 14 to 751 and encodes 245 amino acids. Gene Ontology annotation, biological process: proteolysis. Gene Ontology annotation, molecular function: serine-type endopeptidase activity. The record is from RefSeq and is a predicted model, not a curated record. Lineage: Eukaryota; Metazoa; Chordata; Lepidosauria; Squamata; Candoiidae. The transcript is spliced from 5 exons.